GUGGCACACGCAUGGGAACGAACGAAGCGCUUGCUAAGUGUUGCAGCUAGUUCAUUAAAUGUAUAAACGUGCCAAUUUUAUAUCUAAAUAUUAUUAACUUUAGUUAGUGUUUCGUUUUUGAAAACUAUCCUCCGCACAUGAAGUUAAACGACUUGUUUAGUUUGUGAAAUUAGACAGCUAACUAAAAGCCGCAGUCACUGGUUUGUUUACUGUUUAUAUUAGUUUCGUGUAAUUGUGUAGAAAAUGAUGGAUGAGGAACCGGAGAGAGCAAAGCGCUGGGAAGGAGGAUAUGAACGGACAUGGGAGGUGUUGAAGGAGGAUGAGUCGGGGUCCCUGAAAGCCACUGUAGAGGACAUUCUCUUUGAGGCCAAACGCAAGAGGGUGUUCGAAAGUCAUGGGCAGGUUCGGCUGGGAAUGAUGCGUCACCUGUACGUGGUGAUCGACUCGUCUCGGACGAUGGAGGACCAGGACCUGAAACCCAACAGACUCACAUCCACUCUGAAGCUCAUGGAGUAUUUUGUUGAUGAAUAUUUUGACCAGAACCCCAUCAGUCAGAUUGGUAUCAUCACCACCAAGAACAAAAGAGCUGAGAAACUCACUGACCUUGCAGGAAACCCUAAGAAACACACAGCAGUGCUGAAGAAAGCCAGGGACUCAGGAUGUGUGGGAGAACCGUCUCUGUACAACGCCCUCAGCAUCGCCAUGCAGACACUCAAACACAUGCCAGGACAUACCAGCAGAGAGAUUCUGGUCAUCUUCAGCAGUCUGACCACCUGUGAUCCAGCCAACAUCUAUGACCUCAUUAAGACCCUGAAAUCGCUUAAAAUCCGAGUUUCUGUGAUCGGAUUGUCUGCCGAGGUUCGGGUGUGUUCGGUUCUCACCAGAGAAACAGGAGGAAGCUACAACGUGAUCCUUGACGAGAGCCACUUCAAGGAGCUGCUGACGUUCCAUGUGAAGCCUCCUCCUGCCAGCUCAUCCUCGGAGUGCUCACUUAUCCGCAUGGGUUUCCCUCAGCACUUUAUCGCUUCUACAUCAGAUCAAGACGCCAAGCCUUCCUUCAGCAUGUCGCACUUGGAGAGCUCAGACGGAGCACCAGGUCUCAGUCUUGGAGGUUAUUACUGUCCCCAGUGCAGAGCCAAAUACACUGAGCUGCCUGUCGAGUGUAAAGUUUGUGGUCUGACGCUGGUUUCCGCCCCUCACCUGGCUCGUUCCUUCCAUCACCUUUUUCCCCUGGAAGCGUUUCAGGAGCGUCCUUUAGAAGAGCACACAGGUGACAGGUUCUGUCAGGCCUGUCAGGGAGAGCUGAAGGAUAAAAGUGUGUUCAAGUGUCCUCUGUGUGUGAGUGUGUUCUGUGUGGAGUGUGAUGUGUUCAUUCACGACACGCUGCACUGUUGUCCAUGCUGCAUACAGAAACAGGGGGCUUCAUGAGGACACAGUUUAAGUCACACACACAGAAAACUCAGAGAACCUUCUUCUACUGCAGGAUCUCUUCAGGAGUCCGUGUCAAAGUUACAGCUUUCAAUGAAAAAGCUACUUCGAGUGUGAGUGUGUGUCUGUAUGUUCACGUUCUGGUCAUGUAUUACAUUAAACAGAACAUGGUGCUUUUACAAAUAUAUGUUUUCUACAUGAACCUCAAAUGAUGUGAAAUGUGGGUAAACUAAACUACAUCAUGCACAUCAGAAAUCGGGGCACGGAGACUCCUGUCAAAACAUCACACACACCUCAUAACCUUAAAUGCACUCCUGGAGAUCCUGAUUAGCUGGAUUAUGUGCACUGGGUGAUAAAUAGCUGGGUGGAUGAAGUUCCAAGAGCCUGGAGACAAACAGCCUGUGGGUGGAAGGGGCAUAUUUUCGCUCACCUGUCAGUCACAGAGACACCAGUCAUCAGUGAGCUCCUGUAUGUAGGAGGGAAGCUAGUGCUUUAUGAAGCACAUGUUAGCCUUCACUCGUUUUACCAGGUUGAUAUGAAAAACAUGAUAAAAAAAAAACCAAUGAAUUAAUAUGUGGCCUUUUUUAAGUCUCUUUGAAAAUCCUGGUGGAAAACUGCAUUCUUCCAGACCAAAAGUCAGUGUUAUGGUUUCAGAAAGUAUACUGAGUGUUUUAUAAAUCCAGUCCUGUUCACCAUCUAUAAAUUUUAUGAGGAAAUGUUUCUUUCAAGCAAACUUUCAUUCCUGUCUAUCAUUAACUUGAAUUUUGGAGUUGAACUUUUUUAACAGGGUGUAAAUCUUUCUGCUGUGUGGUAGAGACAGCUUUAAUUAGCCAAAGUGUAAAUAAGUUGUAACACAACAGCUGUGAUUCCUUCAUAUUGCUGUAAUGCAUUUUUUUUGAUGUCUGAAUCCAAAAUAAAACCGGUUCAGAAAACA
Tachysurus fulvidraco (yellow catfish) is the source of this 2362-nucleotide messenger RNA. RefSeq names its product general transcription factor IIH, polypeptide 2 (gene gtf2h2). The coding region runs from base 244 to 1428 and encodes 394 amino acids. Gene Ontology annotation, molecular function: zinc ion binding. The record is from RefSeq and is a predicted model, not a curated record. The transcript has 15 exons. Gene Ontology annotation, cellular component: transcription factor TFIIH core complex; transcription factor TFIIH holo complex. Lineage: Eukaryota; Metazoa; Chordata; Actinopteri; Siluriformes; Bagridae. Gene Ontology annotation, biological process: DNA-templated transcription; nucleotide-excision repair; regulation of transcription by RNA polymerase II.